UCGUUUCGCUCCACUCACUCCACUGCUCCACUCCCUAUAAAAUCACCCGGUCACUCCACCACCCAUCCCUCCCACUCUCCACAACAUCCACCACCGCUCGGACUCGGGCUCGGAGUCGCCAAGAUCCACCAUUUUCAUUCGGCAGGAGGAGAGGCAUCAGUAGCUAGCAUCGAGCGACUGGAAAACCAUGGCGGAUGCCGGCAGCAGCAGCGCUUCGGCCGCGAGGAGUAGGGGCCCGUCGUCGUCGUCGACGACGACGACGUCCUCGCCGGCGGGGUGCCGCGGCGGGCGCGGGUGCGCGCCGGCGCUGGGGCGGCUGGUGCGGAAGCUGCGGCGUCAGAGCAGGCUGCUGUGCGCGGCGCGCCACGGCGCCGCGUCGUCGUCCGCGCGGUGCUGCCACCAGUACGACCCGCUCAGCUACUCGCGCAACUUCGACUUUGGCGCCGCGCUGGACGACGGCAACGAGGCCUGCUCCUUCGCCUCCCGCUUCGUGCUCGCCGGCGCCUCCGCCGCCGCGCGCCGGCCGCAGUAAUAGGUUUAGUAGAUCAGGAUCAGAUUUCCAGGUUCAGGAGCUAGCUAGGGCGGGGGCUGCAAUCUCUGGUGGCAGCCAUUGGCGGUAGCUGAAAGCAAGGCAAGUAGAGAGUUAGGCGCGGUGUUGUUGUAUAACUAUUAAUCUUGCAGCUGCUGAAUGUGUUUAUAAGGUGGUGAUGCUUGUAAAAAUUUCCCGCCGUCCCUUGACUCCUCUUCCUUCCUGUGGUUGGGUGAGUCCAGAGGAGGAAUCGGCCAAGAGGAAAUGCUUUAACUUUUAAGUAAUUUCGAAACAUUGCACGCUUAAUCCUGGUUCA
Molecule: messenger RNA, 845 nt
Organism: Sorghum bicolor (sorghum)
Lineage: Eukaryota; Viridiplantae; Streptophyta; Magnoliopsida; Poales; Poaceae
Exons: 1
Coding region: 188-532 (114 amino acids)
Source: RefSeq, a predicted model, not a curated record